Xylaria bambusicola is the source of this 2238-nucleotide messenger RNA. RefSeq lists its product as uncharacterized. The transcript has a single exon. NCBI's taxonomy places the organism in Eukaryota, Fungi, Ascomycota, Sordariomycetes, Xylariales, Xylariaceae. Bases 209 to 2179 code for a protein of 656 amino acids. The record is from RefSeq and is a predicted model, not a curated record.
GACGCGCAGGUAGAGUAGGACAAGUGGCUGAGUUAUCGGACAGCGAAGCUACAUUCCUGGAUGGUACUGGGAAAGAGAUUGGCGACCAUUAUAUCCCCAGUGGACCGCUUUAGUGAUGAUUCAAACCUCCCUCCCCUUGACACCCUCAGGAGAAGCGAGAGUCGCAAGUCCUUUAGUCACUCAAAACUAAGAUCACAUAUUGCUCGACAUGGAGAACGACACGGGAUGCGUUCUUAGUGAGCUGAGGGCCAGAUCUCCUGAGCCGUUAAGCACGAGGAUCUAUGAACUACAAAGAUCACGGCAUGUGCAGGAGAAGACGCCAAUGCGAGUAUGCGUACAGGCGGAUUUGAGGAUUGACAAUGACCCCUUAAGCGGGACAGAUCCAAUUGAGCUGCAACACUUCAAGUCGAACGAGUACAUCGCGGUCUCGUGUCCGUGGUACAUUCCUGGCCAUGACACAGUGUCUGGUCGCUACAGAUUUGCUCCAGAGCAGCCGUCUGGAGUGAUUAUGCCCCCGGAUGACAUACUCAAUCGCAUCCUAAAUUUCAAGCUCUGCAAUCCGGACUAUGUGAACACGCCGUUCUGGAUCGACAAGAUUUGUAUCAAUCAAGAGGCGAGCGACCAGAAAGAGAUAGCAGUCCACUCCAUGGAUCUAGUAUACCAGUACAGCGGCCGAAAAGUAGUCACAGAUGGGAAUGUGCGGUUUGUCGGGUGUUCGCUGGGCCUCGCGUUCGUGGAAAUCAAGACCGUCGACCGAUUGACGAUGUUACGCAACUUGCUAGACGGCGAGUUCGCUGAUACCAUUGAGACUAAGCCAACGCUGCGAGUGUCGGUGGAGGAGGCGGUUGCCGUUCUUGACCUCAUCGAAUUGAUUCUAAGCGACAACUGGUGGCAUCGGGCAUGGAUCUUCCAAGAGGAGUUUCUCGCCUCCAAGCAUAUGGUUCUGCUUCUGCCCUGUACAUUGGACAGGACAGGUCUGUACGAGACCAACGAAGACGGUGUCGACCUUUUCGGGAGGACUAGAGGGGAAAUUGAAGUGCGACCGCUUAAUUUCCGAACUGAGGUCACUAUUUUCUGCCUUGCGCUAUACCAACAAGUCGACAAAACCAGUCAGGAUCGUUGCAACCAGAUCCUAAAGAAUGCUCGGCGGUAUUCGUUCCUGUAUAGAAGCGGAUACACGCCAGGAGCAGGCUCGAUUGUGAAGGCGAUGUCGCCGGCGAUAUUUGAGGAUAUCAGUGUUCGUGGGAUAACAGUGCCGUCCGACAUGUUGGCAAUAGCCGCAAACUGCUGCAGAUAUACCACUAGGCUGAACUCACAAGACUUGAAUCUCGUCAAAGCGAGUCUGAGUAUCGCCAUCCUGACCCUGUUCGUGGUCAAUGGAGAGAUACUGCGGCACGAUAUACCGCGAGACGCCGUCCUGAACCAAACAAUAUUUCAAGUAUUGAGCCGGGUAAAGCUGGUCAUUCAGCCACCCGUGCCCGCUGGAGAAUUGAUCUUUAUCAAGAUGUGCCGCCUUCCGGCCAUUAACAUGAAACCAGAAGGGCUAAUGGUCAAAGGUGUACUGUCGCGCCUGGACAAGAAAAUGAAGGUCAAAGUUCUCGAGUCGGAUCGGGACCUUUAUUGGAAGACCAACGAUACCACUCUGACGAGUACUCUUACUGACGCUGAGAUACGCCUGCUUAAGGCUUUGAUAGCAGAUUUGAAAAGAAUGAAGGAGGGCGGCGAUGCGCUUCAUACUAAGCUAAAGGAGUUCCUAUAUGAGAAAGCCGCCGAGAAGAAAGCAGGAAGAUCAGCGCAAUAUUGGAGCCUGCUUCAUAUUUCAGUAAUGAUGGCGAAAGCCAUCUGUCGGGCAAUUGCGGAGGGUAGGGUGCUGUGGCUCUCACGGCGUCAUGUCCCAGGAAGAUGGACACCUUGGCUCGGUAUUUUCAUCCCUGAUGAUCCUUUCGACGUCUCCGGAGUCAUCUCCUAUGCAUUCACAGCAAGGGAGACGGAUAAUGAGUUGAGAGAUCGAGGGGCGACACUAGCGCGACGAAAUGCUUGGGUGACCUCGUUGGAAGUCGGCUUCGAUCCCGCGACUAAACAGAUCAUGCCGAAGAGAUGGAUGAACGGUAUCAAUUUCUUCAACAACAGAGACCACCCCGACAAUUUUUUAAUGCCUUGGCCUAAGUGGAUGCAUUGAUAGCCGUAGAAGAGUGGAAUGGGCGUAACGAGUUCUCCUUCAAGGCCUCUGGUGUUUUC